AUGGCUGCGGACCGUGACACGCCUGGUCACGUGGGACGCGCGCCGCACCGCCCCCGCCCCCCCCCCCCCCCGGUGCCCCCGGCCGUCCCCCUCUCCCCCCCCCCCCCCCCCCCGCACCAGCCGCGCGCGCCCCCGGUGCCCCCGAGCGCUGUGACUCGGUCCGGUGCGUCCCGCUGGCUCUUAAAGGCGCAGCACCCCGCGCGCACACCGGGCCGCCGCGGCCGCCCGGCACCGCGGAAAACAAAGAGGCACCGGAAACAGCGGCGGCGGGGAGGGGGCCGGCCCGGCGGGAGGCGGGCGGGAGGGAGGGAGGGGAGGGCCGGCGGCGGGCCGGCGGGGGGGCAGGCCCGGGCCCGGCGUCGGCGAACAAAGAGCGGCGGGAGGGAGGGGGUGGGGCGCCGCAGCGGCACCGGAGCGGUGGCCCAGGCCAUCGGUGCAGAAUUCAAAGUGCUGUUGUCUUGCCCUGCCUGGAGCCUGAGGUCCCGUGUGCCCAUCCGCCUCCCGACGUCACCAAUGCGACCAUGGGAACUGGCAGUGAAUAGGCGGCCACCCUCUGCCCCUUUUGCCCAGCGCCGUUUCUUGGGGAGACCCUGCAGCAGCCCCGACCACCUCCGGCGAAGCCCCUCUGCCAGGCGUCAGUGGGGACGACGCGACCGACCUCUGGCAACCCUGCUGGGCCAGGAUGAGCCCCAGGUGCACCCUGCCUUCCCCCAGCAGCCGCACAUCCCUGUAGAUGAGCCCCGUGCCUACGCUCUUCCCAGCACGCCGCCACGAAUGCUUCACCCAGCCGCUCACCCGCCCCACCAGAACCCAUUCAUGGUGGAUCUGCAUGACCAGGUGCACCAGGGACCUGUCCCUCUCUCCUACACGGUUACCACCGUAACGACGCAAGGCUUCCCCAUCCACGCUGGCCAGCACAUCCCUGGGUGCAGCACCCAGCAGCUCCCAGCAUGCUCAGUGAUGUUCAGUGGACAGCACUACCCGCUCUGCUGCCUCCCACCCCCGCUGAUUCAGGCAUGUGCCAUGCAACAACUUCCCGUCUCCUACCAGACAUUCCCCCCCAUCAUCUCCAGCGACCAUUACAUCCUGCACCCACCCCCGCCGCCAGUGCCCCCCCACCAGCCACCCCACAUGGCCCCCCUGGGGCAGUUCGUACCUCUCCAAGCCCAACAUCCACGUAUGCCUCUGCAGAGGAUAGACAAUGACGUGGACCUGCGAGGGGAGCAGCACCCCAUUGCAGGCUUCACAUACCCUCCGUCUCACCACGCUCCCACUCUGUCGCCCUCAAUGCCGCUGCAUUACCUCCCCCAUGACCCGCUGCACCAAGAACUGCCAUUUGGCGUGCCAUACCCCCACAUGAUGCCCCGGCGGCUGAACACCCAGCGGUACCGGCUGCAGCAGGCGCUGCCCCCACCGCCACCCCCUCCGCCUCCUCCUCCGUACUAUCCGAGCUUCCUGCCCUAUUUCCUUUCUAUGCUUCCUGUGUCGCCAACAGCCGUGGGGCCCACGAUCAGCUUAGACCUGGACGUGGAUGAUGUGGAGAUGGAGAAUUAUGAGGCACUGCUGAACUUGGCUGAGCGGCUGGGGGAGGCCAAGCCACGGGGACUCACCAAAGCAGACAUCGAGCACCUCCCGUCCUACCGCUUCAACCCCGAGAGCCACCAGUCCGAGCAGACCCUGUGCGUCGUGUGCUUCAGUGACUUUGAGGUCCGGCAGCUUCUCCGCGUCCUGCCCUGCAACCACGAGUUCCACGCCAAGUGUGUCGACAAAUGGUUAAAGGCAAACCGCACGUGCCCGAUCUGCCGGGCGGACGCGUCGGAGGUGCAGCGGGAGGCGGACUGAGGCUGGCGGGCGCUGUGCCGCACAAUUCGCUAGAGGACAAGGACGCCGGGCUGGGGCGGGGGCCGCUGCCCGCUGCUGGGGCCUGACCCUGCGCUUACCCCCCCUCCCCAAAGCCUCUCCUCGGAUGUGGUGAGCAUUGAGCAGUCCGGGCUCCCGGCCAGCCCUCCUCCUCCCCGCCGGGGCACACGGACUCAGCCGGACGCCUGCCCGCUGCGCUCCCAGGGCCCCGAAUCGUGUUGUGCUGGAGGUGGGAGGUGUGUGGCCGUGCCCUCUGCGCUCCAAAGACGCUGUUGUUGCUCCAUCACUUUCCAGGUCUUUGUACUCUGCUAGGGAAUUAGUGUUUUUUCCCUUUGUCACUAUUUUUUUUUUACGGUAGUUUUUUUCCCCCUUGUUUCCUUUUAAUUUCCGUCACGUUUUCGGUUCCUUGGCCGUUUGCCCUAGGGGCACGCAGGCGCCUCCUCCCCUCGGAGGGGAGGAGAGAGGAGAGAGAGCUGCGGGUUUGAUGCAGGCGGCACCCCAGCCCCGGGAACAGCAGGAGGUGGCUGGCGGAGUGCGGCUAAGGUGGGAUACCAGCAACCCCGUGGCGUGGCUGGGGCAGAAAGGCAGGAACACAGGAAUGCCUCUGUCCCCACUCCUGUGCGCAGCGUGGCACGGCCUCUCUCCUGCCUCAGCUGCCCUGGGGAGCCCCAGAGGGCUAUGGCUGCUUGGAGUCUUUCGCCAGUGGGAGGAUGGUGCUGGUACAGCCCUGGCCCCUCUCCCUGUUCAUUCCCCUGUGCCUGGCCAGCGCAGCUCCCGGCGCCAGGCCGCGUGGCAUCCUGCAAGGCAGCCGAGCUUGAGGCGGGGACACUAACCCCGUCCCUAGGGCUUUGGGCAUGUGGUGUCCCCGGGGUGCUGCCCGGCCCCCGGCUCCUGCUCGUUUCUCUGUCCCGACGACGUAAAUCAAGGUAGCCCCGUGCCCCGUCCUGCUGGCUGGACGGCGCGGUUUCCCGGCCGGUGGGCAGCGGCCCCCAGAGCGGGGCGGGGGGGUUUAUUCAUAACCUCGUGGAGUAUUUUCAGUGCUACCCUGGCCUUGGCCCGGCUGGUGCGGGGGAGGCUGUGAGCGGUCCCCUUGCCACCGUAUUCCCCCCCUGCCCAUGUAGGGGCCAGGGGAGAAGCCGCCACGCCGCCGCCCGGCUCCAUCAAUCCCGCGUGGCCGUUGUUUUGCAUGAUUAAUUAGCGAGGAGGGUGACGGGAGGCGGUGGCAGGGGUGGUGGUGAGAGCACCGCCCUCCCCUCCUGGCGCGUCGCUGACGCCUGGGAGCUUCCGAGCGGACGCCAGCCCUAUGUAAAUGUUCACAAAUAUGCAUGCAUGUCUGACCAG
Cinclus cinclus is the source of this 3201-nucleotide messenger RNA. It is a transcript of the gene RNF44, whose product is annotated as ring finger protein 44. The record is from RefSeq and is a predicted model, not a curated record. NCBI's taxonomy places the organism in Eukaryota, Metazoa, Chordata, Aves, Passeriformes, Cinclidae.